This is a messenger RNA of Gamsiella multidivaricata, 4035 nucleotides long. RefSeq names its product P-loop containing nucleoside triphosphate hydrolase protein. Gene Ontology annotation, cellular component: membrane. Gene Ontology annotation, biological process: transmembrane transport. The transcript has 9 exons. The record is from RefSeq and is a predicted model, not a curated record. The coding region runs from base 1 to 4035 and encodes 1344 amino acids. Lineage: Eukaryota; Fungi; Mortierellomycota; Mortierellomycetes; Mortierellales; Mortierellaceae. Gene Ontology annotation, molecular function: ABC-type transporter activity; ATP hydrolysis activity; ATP binding.
AUGCAUGACACCAACCAAACCGAUCGGACUCCGUUCAAAGGCUUUGUUACAUUCUUGGCUAUCAACUGCGCGCAUUUUAUUGUCGAAGCAUGGCCUCGAGGCCGCACCGUAGUACAACGAAAGACUGGCGCGAGUCAGUACGAGAAGGCCAAUUUUUUCUCGCGCAUCAGCUUCCAUUUUAUGCAAGACACUGUCGCGUUGGGAUACAAGAGACCUCUCCUCCAGACAGAUAUCGCGACCUUGAUGCCGAAACGCAUGCAAGCCGAGUUUAGCUUUGAGCGCUUAUCAGCAAAAUGGGACACCGUCCGGGACAAGCAUGCCGUCAAGGGUACCGCACCCUCGCUCAUGAAGACCAUCCUGACGUCUUUCAAGAACCAGUGGACCGUCAUCAUGAUCCUCCGUAUCCUGACCUCUGUCAUGACCUAUGUCUCGCCUCAGCUCUUCAACAGUCUGCUGGGAUUCAUUCAAUCGUACGCGAUGCCCGAUGAGACGGACAGAAAACCGGUUUCAUUGGGGGUGAUACUCGCGUUCGGCAUGUUCUUUUGCUCGAUCGUGGUGACGUACUUGAACGCACAGCUCCAGGCCGCGACGGUCAACUUGGGCAUUGAGGUGCGCACGGCAUUGAUGUCAAUGAUCUAUCGCAAGGCGCUGAGACUGUCGAACGAUGCGAGACAAAAGUCCACGGCGGGUGAGAUUACAAACCAUAUGUCUGUAGAUGCGGAGCGUUGGCCGAUGAGUCUGUCCUUCUUGCCGAUGAUCAUCUCAGUCCCCAUUGAAAUCGCUAUAGCCAUUUGGAUGCUGUAUGGACUCAUUGGCUGGUCCAUUUUUGUGGGCUUCGGUGCCGUGGUCUUGAUGCCGCCUAUUCACGCCAAGCUCUCGGCUUUCUUUGCGACCUUUCGCGCUGCCAAAAUGAAGGCCAUGGAUAGCCGCCUCCGCCUUGUGAAUGAGGUUCUCGGCGGAAUGAAGAUCGUCCGACUCUAUAACUGGGAGGAGUCCUUCAAGGAAAAGAUCGGCGUUGUUCGUCGCGACGAACUCAAAAUGCUCAGAAAGUUCGGUGUAGUUUUUUCAUGGGUAGGCCUGGUCUUCCUGUCGACGCCUCUGGUCAUUACCUUGGUCUCCCUCGCAGUCUUUGCGACCCAUGGCGGACCCAACUUUGGACCCGGAGACAUCAACCCGCAGACCAUCUUUGUCAGCAUCUCCCUUUUUGGAUUACUCUCCCGCCCCAUCAGCGCCAUGUCCAGUACCCUCUCCCAAGUCACCAGCAUCACCGUCGCCACAACUCGGAUCCAAAAAUUCCUUCUCGCCGAAGAACUCGACGAGUCCAUGAUCGAGCGUGAACCUGAGGAGGGACAAAACGAUGGUCAUCCUGUGAUCGAGGUUCAAAACGGCAUCUUUGCCUGGUUCAAUUACUCGCCCACACUCACGAAUAUCAGUUUCUCGGUCCCCAAAGGCUCCUUGACCGCGGUUGUCGGACGUGUCGGACAGGGCAAGACCUCGUUGUUGAGCGCCUUGAUCGGUGAGAUGUAUAAACGUCAGGGCACAAUCCGAAUCCGUGGUCGAAUCGCGUAUGUGGCCCAACAGGCCUGGAUCAUCAAUGCGACGCUCAAGGAGAACAUUACGUUCGGACUUGAGUUUAAUCAAGAUAAAUACGACCGUAUCGUUGCUGCAUCAGGUCUGUUACCAGAUAUUGAGAUGCUGCCCGGAGGGGACAUGACCGAGAUUGGUGAGCGCGGAAUUAAUUUGUCUGGCGGUCAGAAGCAACGAGUGUCAUUGGCCCGUGCGGCGUAUCAAGAUGCGGACAUCUAUCUUCUGGACGAUCCACUGAGUGCGGUUGAUGCGCAUGUAGACCAACAUCUGUGGGAGAACCUGCUCGGUCCCAACGGUUUGCUCAAGGACAAGACCCGUCUUUUGGUGACUCAUGGUAUUCACCACCUGGAGCAUGUCAAUCAGAUUAUUGUGGUCAAAGAUGGUCAGAUUACGGAGAAUGGACAUUAUGACGAGUUAAUGGAUGCGAAGAAGGGAUUCUUUCAGCUCAUUGAGGAGUUUUCAGUGAAUGCUCGCAGAAAUCGAAAGAAGAAGGCUAUGGAUGGAGCGGUUCUCGAAGGCGAGGCGGUGGAGGAGGAAGAAGAAGAGGAAGGAGCGAGUGAGACGGCUACGCAGAAGGGAGAUAAUAAGGAGGUCACGAAGACGCCGCCCAAGAAGGACGACAAGGCUGCGGAGCUGAUUGCUGCUGAGAAGAUGGUGCUAGGACGCGUUACCUGGGGGGUUUUCGAUAUUUAUCUCCGUGCUGCUUCGUACCCUGUUUCUGUGGUCAUUGUCUUUGCCUAUCUGCUUAUGCAGACCUGCCAGGUCGGCACCAAUAUUUGGCUGGAGCAUUGGACGAGGAUAUCAGAAAACGGCACUCGCUCACCCGCAGAGUUCUUGGGAGUCUAUGCCGCUAUCGUCGUCGUCUACAUGGGGCUGAACUUCUUCACCACGUACCUGCUCAUGGUUGUGGCAGGAUUGAGAGCCACUGCACAGCUUCACGACGCCCUUUUGAACGCAAUCUUGCGCCUUCCCAUGAGCUUCUUCGACACGACGCCGUUAGGCCGUAUUGUCAACCGUUUCUCGACCGACAUCUUUGCCACUGACAACACUUUGCCAUGGGGAUUCAUGACUUGUCUGAUGUAUAGCGUCUCUGUGCUAGCCACCAUUGUGGUCAUCGCUUCUACGACCCCGAUCUUCCUGGCCAUGGUCCCCCCGCUAUUUAUUGCGCUUGUCUCCAUUCAGCGCUACUACAUUCGUCCCUCGCUCAGUCUGCGUCGCAUUGACUCCACAAGUCGUUCGCCUGUUUAUCAGCACUUUACCGAAUCCCUUGUCGGUGUCUCGACCAUCCGCGCAAUGGGCGUUAGUAAUACCUUCAUUCUCCAGAACGAGAAAAAAGCCACUGUGUCCGCAAACGCCUUCUUCACCUACCAGAUGGUCGCACGCUGGCUUCAGAUCCGACUCGAGAGCCUCGGAGCCACCAUUAUUCUUGGCGCAGCCCUGUUCUCGGUCCUGAAUAGGGGUUCUUUGAAUCCUAGCAUGGUUGGUUUGGCCUUGUCAUAUGCGCUUACGGUCACUCAGGAUAUCACUCUCCUGGUGCGCUCGUACUGCGAUCUGCAGAACCAACUGGUGUCGAUCGAAAGAGUUGACGAGUACCUCCGCAAGAACUCCGAGGCGCCCAUUUCGCUACCUACAGAUGACGACUUGCCCGAGAAGUGGCCUCAGGCCGGACGUAUUGAGUUCAGGAACUUUUCGACACGUUACCGCCAAGGUCUAGAUCUGGUGAUCAAGAACAUCACAUUCGAGGUUCAGCCGGCCGAGAAGGUCGGUAUUGUUGGACGCACCGGAGCAGGCAAGUCAUCGCUGACACUGGCACUGUUCCGUAUCAUCGAGGCAGCAAACAGCCACUGGGCCAAGGCGAAUGGUGGAUCGAUCUGGAUUGAUGGGGUCGACAUCUCAGUCAUUGGAUUGAGUCGACUUCGCAAACACCUCGCGAUCAUCCCUCAGGACCCCACGCUCUUUGCGGGCACCGUGCGCGAGAAUCUGGACCCGUUCGAGGAAUUGCAGGACGCAGACCUUUGGGAGGCACUGGAGCGCGCGCAUUUGAAGGACCAUAUAUCGUCACUCGCCGGUGGAUUGUCGUUCAAGGUAUCUCAGAACGGAGACAAUUUCUCUGUCGGCCAGCGGUCCUUGAUCUGCUUGGCCCGUGCGUUGCUCCGCAAGACCAAGAUUUUGAUCCUGGACGAGGCCACGGCGGCGGUGGAUGUGGAGACGGAUGAGUUGAUUCAAAAGACGAUCAGGAAGGAGUUCAAGGAUCGGACGAUUUUGACGAUUGCGCACCGUAUCAAGACCGUGAUGGAUUCCGAUAAGAUCUUGGUCCUAGAGAAGGGGCGCGUAGAAGAGUACGAGUCGCCCAAGUUGUUGCUGCAGCGUGAGGAUUCGCUGUUUUUUAAGCUUGCGCAGCAGGCAGGCGAGAUUAAGGAUAAGGAGGAAGAGGAGGAGGGGCAGUAG